Molecule: messenger RNA, 414 nt
Organism: Exophiala spinifera
Lineage: Eukaryota; Fungi; Ascomycota; Eurotiomycetes; Chaetothyriales; Herpotrichiellaceae
Exons: 1
Coding region: 1-414 (137 amino acids)
Biological process (GO): cinnamic acid catabolic process; ferulate metabolic process
Cellular component (GO): cytoplasm
Molecular function (GO): carboxy-lyase activity
Source: RefSeq, a predicted model, not a curated record
AUGAAGACUACGCCUAAGAUAUUUUAUCGCCAGAUUGGAGAAAUCGUUUUUUCCUCCAAGCCUGGCCGUUUUGUUCCAAAAAUCUUCGUUGUUGGCGACAACAUCGACCCUAGCGACUUGCAUGAGGUCGUCUGGGCGGAAGCGACCAAGUCGCCGCCACAGGACAGCGACUUCUUCUUUGUAGGCAACUAUCCAAUCUACAAGCUAGUACCAUAUGCCACUUACGGCCUCAACACUAACGAGCCGCAAGCCAAAGUUGUUAGAUUGUGCAUGUUGCCGGGGGAAUUCAAGACUUUGGACCGGCCUUGGGUUGAAGCUUCUUUCCGUUCGUCUUUUCCGGAACAGAUCAAGAAAAAGGUCUUGGAGAGCUGGCAGGCGUACGGGUAUAAGACAAGAGAUCCUCUAAACAUAUAA